AUGUCCCUGGUUAAUGGGGGCGAGCCACGACAGGGUUUGGCGUUACGUUACAAAAUAAUCUGCAAUGCCAUCAAAAAAGAAGCCAUGGCGACAAUGCUAUGCCAAAAUGUUCAAGAUGCCAAAAGACUGGACGAGAUUGUACUCGCCAAGAGACAAAGUUUAGGCACCAUCAAAGCUCAUCUACAAAGUCGAAUAUAA
Molecule: messenger RNA, 198 nt
Organism: Penicillium manginii
Lineage: Eukaryota; Fungi; Ascomycota; Eurotiomycetes; Eurotiales; Aspergillaceae
Exons: 3
Coding region: 1-198 (65 amino acids)
Source: RefSeq, a predicted model, not a curated record